CACUCCGUGGAUGCUCGCAGGAGAAGUGCAGAACAAAUCAGAGUAGGCAACGUUAACCCAGCUGACUGUGUGUGACGACCAAACAGCCGAGUGACAAGAUGUCUUACAGAACAGGUCCUCGUUCUUCUUACAAAACGAUGUUUGGCGGGGAUAGAAGCACGGUCCGGUCCACCUACACCAGCCGCCAGCACCCCAGCGCGAUACGCACCUCCCGGGUAACCUUCGGUUUGUCCUGCGCUCCGACCAUCUACGCAUCCAAAACCCAGAGGGUCCGAAGCAGCGCCGCCAUGCCGCGGCUCGCCUCGGAGAACUUGGACUUCUCCUUGUCCGACGCCAUCAACACUGAGUUCAAAACCAACCGCACCAACGAGAAAGCGCAGAUGCAGUGUCUCAACGACCGCUUCGCCAACUACAUCGAGAAGGUGCGAUUUUUGGAGCAGCAGAACAAGAUCCUGCACGCCGAGCUGGAGCAGCUGCGGGGCAAAGGCACGUCCCGCAUCGGAGACCUGUACGAGGAUGAGAUGCGGGAGCUGAGGCGCCAGGUGGACCAGCUCACCAACGAGAAAGCCCGGGUGGAAGUUCACCGUGAUAACCUCGCAGACGAUAUCGACAGGCUGAGAGAGAAGUUGCAGGAUGAGAUAGCCCAGCGAGAGGAGGCUGAGUCAAACAUGCAGAGCUUCCGGCAGGAUGUGGACAAUGCUGCUCUUGCCAGACUGGACCUGGAACGGAAGGUAGAGUCUCUCCAGGAUGAGAUCAACUUCAUCAAGAAGCUGCAUGAUGAGGAGAUGCUGGAGCUGCAGAGCCAGAUCCAGGAUCAGCAUGUGCAGUUGGACAUGGACGUGGCCAAGCCCGACCUGACGGCUGCCCUGAGGGACGUCCGUCUGCAGUAUGAAAACCUGGCCUCCAAAAACAUCCAGGAGUCUGAGGAGUGGUACAAAUCCAAGUUUGCUGACCUUACUGAGGCUGCUGCCCGUAAUAACGAAGCCUUGAGAGUGGCUAAGCAGGAGGCCAAUGAUUAUAGACGCCAAGUUCAGGCACUUACCUGUGAGGUGGACGCCCUCAAAGGAACUAAUGAGUCCUUGGAGCGCCAGAUGAGAGAGAUGGAGGAGAACUUCUCCAUGGAGACGUCCGGUUACCAGGACACUAUCGGCCGUCUGGAGGAGGACAUUCACAACAUGAAGGACGAGAUGGCCCGUCACCUGCGGGAGUACCAGGACCUCCUAAAUGUCAAGAUGGCCCUGGACAUCGAGAUUGCUACCUACAGGAAGCUCCUGGAAGGAGAGGAAAGCAGAAUCACCACCCCACUGCCAAACUUCGCAUCUCUAAACCUGAGAGAGACGAUGAUUGAUUCCAGACCCCAUGUUGAAACCACAACAACCAAGAAGGUCCUCAUCAAGACUAUUGAGACCAGGGAUGGUCAGGUGAUCAACGAGUCAACCCAGAAUCACGAGGACAUGGAGUGAACUCUUCAUCUUUGCUAAACGACCAGCAACAGCAAUAUGAAGAAAUGCAUUUCCUAGGGGCUACAAGCAAGCAAACCAACCAACCAACAAACAAAAAGCAAACUGCUUCUAAAAGUGCCUUUAUAUGUGAUGAACCAGUACGCUUGUUAGUUGAGACAGAAUGUUUUUUGCUUCCUCUUUUGCUGAGAGUAUUAUCCUUUUGUCACCUUUGUUUAGACAGAACUAUGAAUUCACAACAACAUAGAAAUAGCGACUGAGGUCUAUCAAGCUCUUUCUUUGUAACCAAAAUAGUAUUUUUAAUCAAUACAGCAUGCACACUCCCACAGCAUCUGUAUGCUAAAAGAUGUCACGGUUGCCUGUCUGCAGCAAUAAAUGAUAAAGACAGUAACUCAA
Myripristis murdjan (pinecone soldierfish) is the source of this 1856-nucleotide messenger RNA. It is a transcript of the gene viml, whose product is annotated as vimentin like. Gene Ontology annotation, cellular component: cytoplasm; plasma membrane; intermediate filament. Gene Ontology annotation, biological process: intermediate filament organization. The transcript is spliced from 9 exons. Bases 99 to 1463 code for a protein of 454 amino acids. Lineage: Eukaryota; Metazoa; Chordata; Actinopteri; Holocentriformes; Holocentridae. Gene Ontology annotation, molecular function: structural constituent of cytoskeleton. The record is from RefSeq and is a predicted model, not a curated record.